UUUUUUGUUGCUAUGUGCUUUUUAAAAAAAAAAAAAAAAAAAAAAAGUUGCUAGGGUAGUCUGAAAAGUUGCUAAAUCUAGCAACAAAAUUGCUAACUUGGCAACAUGCGUUUGGCAAGAACGGGCAGACGUGGAAAAUUCCACAGAAGGAACACGGCAGUUUUACACGCUCGAAAACUGUUUCUGUACGACACUGUCAUCUAGUGGACGUUCAAGGUAAGCCGUUUUUACAUGUAACGUUACUCCUCCUCUAUUUUACUAGUGUCUGUUACUAGUACAUAUCCUUUAACUACUAGUAUACGCAAUCUAAAUAUCAGUAUUUACAUAGUAUAUCACAACUGUAUUCUUUUAAUCAUGAAGAGUAAACCCAUUGCAUAAACUUCCAAGAGUUAAAAAGCUCUCUGUAGCUUUGCAUUCUUACACUGUCUUACCAGGUCAGUUUAUUACGAUGCUGUUCUACAGCUGACACUUUAUUAUCUUAGGGACCCAACUGUUUGCACUGGUUUGGGAAAAAACACGCGCAUGCACCGGAAGCAGGAAACGAAUCAGUUCGGAGAAAACGAAAGUUAUGCAGUUGUCUCUCUACACAUCAAAAUGGCAGACGACAGCAUUUUAUGGUCUCAGGAACAAUUUAACUGUUCAAUAUGCCUGGAUCUACUGAAGGAUCCAGUGACCAUUCACUGUGGACACAGUUACUGUAUGAGCUGUAUUACAGGCUGCUGGGAUCAGGAUGAUCAGAAGGGAGUCUACAGCUGUCCUCAGUGCAGACAGACCUUCACUCCAAGACCUGUUUUAGGUAAAAACACCAUGCUGACUGAAGUGGUGGAGAAACUCAAGAAGACAAAACUACAAGCUGCUCGUCCUGCUCAAUGUAACACUGGAUCUGGAGAUGUGGAGUGUGACAUCUGUACUGGGGACAAAAACAAAGCCAUCAAGUCCUGUCUGGUGUGUCUGAACUCUUACUGUCAAAAUCAUCUUGAACAACAUGAGAGUUUCUUCAGAAAUAAAAAACACAAUCUAAUGGACGCCACUGGACGACUGCAGGAGAUGAUCUGCCCUCAACAUGAGAAACUGAUGGAGAUUUACUGUCGUACUGAUCAGAACUGUAUAUGUUAUCUGUGUAUGGUGGAUGAACACAAAAAUCACGACACUGUAUCAGCUGCAGCAGCGAGGACUGAGAAACAGAGAAAAUUGGGUGAGAUGCAGAGAACAAGCCAGCAGAGAAUCCAGGAGAGACAGAAGGAGCUUGAGGAUCUGAGAGAGGCUGUGGAGUCUCACAAGCGCUCUGCACAGGCAGCAGUGGAGGACAGUGAGAGGAUCUUUACUGAGCUGAUCCGCUCCAUUGAGAGAAGCCGCUCUGAGAUGACACAGCUGAUCAGAGCUAAGGAAAAGACUGCAGUGUGUCGAGCUGAAGGAAUACUGGAGCAACUGGAGCAGGAGAUUGAUGAUCUGAAGAGGAGAGAUGCUGAGCUGGAGCAGCUUUCACACACAGACCAUCACAUCCAUUUCCUCCAGAGUUUCCAGUCUCUCUCUGUCCCUCCUGGAUCUACAGACUCAUCCAGAAUCACUGUCAGUUCUCGUCUCUCUUUUGAUGAUGUUGGUAAAUCUGUGUCUCAACUAGGAGAGAAACUCGAGCAUUUCUGCAGAGAGGAGAUAGAAAAGAUAUCUGGUAGAGUAACAUACAUUGAGAUCAUUCCUACCCCUGAACCCAAGACCAGGGAGGAGUUCCUUCGAUAUUCUCAUCAACUCACUCCGGAUUUAAACACAGUGAAUAACAACCUCCAUCUGUCUGAGGGGAACAGAGUGAUUGAAUACACUGACACAGUCCAGCCGUAUCCUGAUCAUCCAGACAGAUUUGAUUACUGGGAUCAGUUGUUGUGUAGAGAGAGUGUGUGUGGACGCUGUUACUGGGAGGUUGAGUGGAGUGGUGUGGUGGAUAUAUCAGUGUCAUAUAAGAGCAUCAGCAGGAAGGGACAGGGAGAUGAGUGUAGAUUUGGAUGUAAUUAUCGGUCCUGGUGUUUGUCCUGCUCUGAAUCUUGUUUCUUAUUCUGGCAUAAGAAAAAAAAGACUUCACUCCCUGCAGUCUCCAGCUCCUGUAGAAUAGGAGUGUAUGUGGAUCACAGUGCAGGAACUCUGUCCUUCUACAGCGUCUCUGACACAAUGACCCUCAUUCACAGAGUCCACACCACAUUCACUCAGCCUCUCUAUCCUGGGUUUGAGGUCAAUAUAGAAUGCAAGAGGAUCAAAAUUUAAACUGUGAAUUAUAGAAAUUUGAGCUCCAUGAUAAAUCAGCAACUUUGAGACAUUUAAGUCUUAACUUUUAACGUCUUUUAUUUUCUUAUCAAUAAAUCAAUACUGAACUUCUCACUAAAAUAAGGCAGAUUUCUGAAUAAAAAUCUUCUCAUACGAUCUAAUGAUGACAGUUGAAUAUGACAAAGUAAUUAAUGAAUAUGAAAGUUACCAUUGGCAGUAUUAACAGAAAUAAUAUACACUAUAUAGCCAAAAGUUUUGGGACGCCUACCUUUUCGUGCACAUAAACUUUAUUGACAUCCCAUUCUUAAUCCGUAGGGUUUUAAUAUGGAAUUGGCCCACCCUUUGCAGCUAUAACAGCUUCAACUCUUCUGGAAGGCAGUCUCCGCUCUAAUUUAUCCCAAAGGUGUUCUAUCAGGUUGAGGUCAGGACUCUGUGCAGGCCAGUCAAGUUCCUCCACAUCAAACUCGCUCAUCCAUGUCUUUAUGGACAUUGCUUUGUGCACUGGUGCGCAGUCAUGUUGGAACAGGAAGGGGCCAUCCCCAAACUGUUCCCACAAAGUUGGGAGCAUGAAAUUGUCCAAAAUGUCUUGGUAUGCUGAAGCAUUAAGAGUUCCUUUCACUGGAACUAUGGGGUCAAGCCCAACCCCUGAAAAACAACCCCACACCAUAAUCCCCCCUCCACCAAACAUUACACUUGGCACAAUGCAGUCAGGCAAGUACUGAUCUCCUGGCAAACACCAAACCCAGACUCGUCCAUUGGAUUGUCAGACAGAAAAGCGUGAUUCGUCACUCCAGAGAACACGUCUCCACUGCUCUAGAGUCCAGUGGCGGUGUGCUUUACACCACUGCAUCCGACGCUUUGCAUUGCAUUUGGUGAUGUAAGGACAGAAAGUUGGCGACUUCCGCGCACUGUGCACCUCAGCAUGCGCUGACCCCGCUCUGUGAAUUUACGUGGCCUACCACUUCGUGGCUGAGUUACUGUUGUUCCCAAUUGCUUCCACUUUGUAAUGAUACCACUAACAGUUGACCGUGGAAUAUUUAGUAGUGCGGAAAUUUCACGAAUGGACUUAUUGCACAGGUGGCAACCUAUCACGGUACCACGCUUGAAUUCACUGAGCUCCUGAGAGCGACCCAUUCUUUCACAAAUGUUUGUAGAAGCAGUCAGCAUGCCUAGGUGCUUGAUUUUAUACACCUUUGGCCAUGGAAGUGAUUGGAACACUUGAAUUCAAUGAUUUGGAGGGGUGUCCCAAUACUUUUGGCAAUAUAGUGUAUUUCACUGUAUUAUGUCUUCACAUACAGAAUUAAUGACAUUUCUGAGUCACAUUCAACAGCCUACUGUGUACAUCACUUGGACUAAGCUGAACUGAAUUAUACACAGCUGUAUCCCACUGCAAGUUUUGAGGUUUCACACAUACAUAUUCUUGUACUGUAUGUGUUCUGUUCAGUAAAAUGUAAAGUAAUAGAAGUAUUUAAUUAUUUUCUUUCAUAUUUGUUAUAAUAUAACAUAAUAAUAUUAUUAUCAAGUGGUUUGGUUUUAAUCGAUUGUUAUAGUUAUAUGACCUAGACAUUUUCCUAAGUUUUGCAACAGAAAGUUUUGAAAGACACCUAUAUUGUAAUCCACAGUUAACAAAGCAAUCUAGAGCUAUAUAGUCUCCUUUAGUGACCAAUAUCAGUAAGUUAAAAAAACAUGCAUGAGGAAUACUACACUAAGUAGUACAGUAAAUAACUACAUUUUUGAUUUCUACAGCAAAUAAUAUUUUACUUGAUCAGCUUUUGUAUGAGUCAUAUAUCUGCCUGCAUUUUGUGUAUUUUCACAUUGUGAGUGUGUGUUUCUCCUGAUGUAUUUUGUUUUUCUACAGGAAACACUCUGUAAAUAUCACUGCCAAGGCAAUUCUAUCAAGUCUCUUAUUCUUGUCUUUAUUUUUGGAGCGAUUUUAUUUUCUUCUUUUCAUGAUUGCAUAUCUACCAAGUUCUUUUGGAUUGUCAUAAGCAAUAAAGCUGUUAGAUCAGUUAA
This is a messenger RNA of Ctenopharyngodon idella (grass carp), 4266 nucleotides long. RefSeq names its product tripartite motif-containing protein 16-like. Gene Ontology annotation, molecular function: zinc ion binding; protein binding. The transcript has 6 exons. The record is from RefSeq and is a predicted model, not a curated record. The coding region runs from base 523 to 2253 and encodes 576 amino acids. Lineage: Eukaryota; Metazoa; Chordata; Actinopteri; Cypriniformes; Xenocyprididae.